AUGGCAACUAACAAAAUCUCCUUCUUCUUGGUUCUUUGCCUCUGUGUUCUUUUAUCCUCAGGAUCGGGAGAAGCAGCACUAAAUCCAACUGGAAAAAAGUGUCCGGAUCCAAAUGGGGUAGACAAAAAAGCCAAAUGUUAUAGCUACUGUAAGACAAAAGGUUUUAUGGGUGGUUCUUGUCAUGGACCUAAGGGUAAAUACAUGUGUAUGUGUUAUGAAGGCUAG
Molecule: messenger RNA, 225 nt
Organism: Eruca vesicaria subsp. sativa (arugula)
Lineage: Eukaryota; Viridiplantae; Streptophyta; Magnoliopsida; Brassicales; Brassicaceae
Source: the annotation of a GenBank genome assembly